AUGUCGACAACGCCGAGUGGGUCGGCAUCCCGCCGGGGUGCCGCCGCACGGCGCCGUGCUGCCCCACGUCAACGUGGUGCCGCGGCUGCGGAAGACGAGACUGACCAGGUGCGUGCCCUGCGUGCCAAAUACCCGACACAGCUUGCGAUGCUAUCGGAGCUAUUCCCAGCCUGGUCGGAUGAAGACCUUUUGUUUGUCCUCCAAGAGAGCCAGGGUGAAGUCGAGGUGGCUGUAGGCCGCAUUAGCGAAGGCCACGCUGAACAGUUCUCCUCCGUGAAAUCGAAAAAGACGCAGAAGAAAGAGGCAGCGGCAGCACAUGCUGCUACCGUGCCAACGACCACUAGCUCCACCGCGACACCCCCUGCGACUGUCGUGCCUGCGCCUGCACCGACUGUUGCCUCCGCGGAAGGUGCGUCGUCGCGUCGUGCUCGUACACAUGAACGUGGUUCGCGUGGUCGUGGUGCUAGCACCCCUGCUGCGCGUGGUGGCCGCGGUGGUUUCCGUGGUGUAGCGCGUGGCGGUUCUAAUGCCGGUGUCUCAUCGACGAUGGGCGCUGGUGUGCCGAAUGAUACGACUGGCUCUAUGCCCGUAAUCACCACGGCGGCGGCCUUUGGUUUGAAGACGCCGCAACCCACGUCUACGACUUCCACCCCUGCCACUUCCGCCCCGAAUGCCACGAACACAACCGCUACUACCACCAAAACUCCCGCUUCGAAGUCGAAGGCGGCUAUGAGCUGGGCCCAGAUUGCUCGUCCUGCCGAGCCUAAGCCGGCACCGGCCGCGACGGCGCCUACUGCUGCUUCUGCUGCUGCUGCUGCGCCAGCACCAUCCGCAGCGACCCCUACGUCGGCGACCGACUCGGUCACGCCAGCGACGGAGACCACGUCGAGUGAAAAGACUUCGUCCGCGGACGCACCCGCGAAAGCUGUCUCGGUGCCGCCACCCGGCGAGCAAGAGACGUCGCUUUCCGAGGCGAAGGCGGCGGCUGUCUCAGCGGCAGCCUCGUCUGGCUCCGCACCGAUUGCCGCGGCGGCUGCGGCGGCCGCUUCGACAGGCUCGCGUCCUUCGCGUUCGCAGCGUCCUCCGCAAGAUGCGGCGGUGGUGAUGCCCGGCAAUGCCUCGUCACUGGACCGUCUCGGCAUGCAGUUCGGCAGCCUGAACUUUGGCGCACCGAGUACCCCGACGAACGAUACGCCUGCGACUGAGUCCACGACGGCGCCCCCGAUUGAGACGCCUUCGUCGGCGCCAGCGGGAGCAGCUGCUUCGACGCAUUCUGCUAUGCCAGCGACGCAGCCCGCCCCACAGCCUGUGCGUGACUACGACGCAUUCAAGGGAAGUGCGUUUGCAGGUACGGGUACGGGCACGGGCACCUAUGGCCUGAGUCAUGCAGCACCGACGCACGACGAUGCCAGUCUGUACCACCAGGCCGGCACGCCGACAGGUAUGCCUGCAUCGUCGGCGCCCGGGUACUCGUCGAUGUAUGCGUUUGACUCGCACCAGCGCAUUUCGCAGCAGCAGCCGUACGGCCACAGCGGUAGCGGCGUUGGCACUACGCUGCGCUCGGACGACCGUAUGCCGGCCUCGUCGCAGCCUGCGACGCCCGGUGCGCCGCCGGUGCCUGACGCGGCGGCGGGUAUGCAGCAGCAGCCCUUCCCGAAUGUGAUGCCGUACUACUACCCGUACUACAUGCCGAACCAGUUCCAGCACUUCUCGCCUGCCGCUGGCUUUGGCCAGUACCCGUUGUACGGCGGACAGCCUGCGGCUGCUCAGCAGCAGCAGCAGCAGCAGCAACAGCAUCACCACCAUCCACCACAGCAACCGCAACAGCCGCCGCAGCCUGGCGCCAAGGCGGGUGAUGUGACUACGGGUGGCGCCUCGGGUCUUGGCUCGUACGUGCACCACGACAACACGAGUGCUGCGUCGUACGAUGCGCAGGGCUUUGGCCAGCGUCUGGGUGGCAGCAGCAACGAGUUCAAGCUGCCUGGCGCUUCAGAUGCCACGAGCAACAAUGGUUUGCCCGGCCUGAGUUUCCUGGGCGGUGCGUCCGGUGCUGGCGCGCCGCCGGGCAUGUCCUCGGCAGGUCCUGCGCGUGGCGGCGCGAGCAGCGCGGCGGGUACGCCAGGUGGCUCCACGCCGCUGGACUACCGUGCCUUUGAUGCGAGCAAGUCGCCGGCCGGUCGUCCUGCUGGCACGCCUGGCGCUGGUGGUCCGCCGCCGCCGCCGCAUGGUGUGCCUACGCCGGGCGCCCAGCAAGGUACCGCUGCCCCGAUGGCGGCUGCGCAGCAACACCCAGCGUACUACCAGCAGUACGCUGGCUUCAUGCAGGCCAAUGCGUACGACGGCUACUCGUACGGUCGUCAGCCGUACUGGGCUUAG
Malassezia pachydermatis is the source of this 2376-nucleotide messenger RNA. Its product is annotated as rnapii degradation factor def1. Gene Ontology annotation, molecular function: ubiquitin binding. The record is from RefSeq and is a predicted model, not a curated record. Gene Ontology annotation, cellular component: nucleus; cytoplasm. Bases 1 to 2376 code for a protein of 791 amino acids. Lineage: Eukaryota; Fungi; Basidiomycota; Malasseziomycetes; Malasseziales; Malasseziaceae. The transcript has a single exon.